CCCAACAGGGAGCCAUAAAAUUUCCUGUAAAUGUAAUCCCAGUUCUUUUUAUGCUCUGAGAGUAAACUUAUCUGUUGUUUUAAAGGAAAAUGAUAAAAAAUGAAAAAUAUGAAGGUUUUCCAGAGGGAGGAAACCGCAAUAUAGACUGUCCCAAAAUGUCAUGUUUGACAGACAUUUAAAUUGGACGUUGAUAUGGCGAAACCAGGCAGCGUUCGAGGUCUGUUUCCAGUUGAUAUUCUGACCUCGCCCGACAUCCCUGAAAAGGGAACUGGGGAGGCGGCAGACUUCAUCUCCAGUCUCAGCUACAAUGGGAAGGAGGCAGACAUUCUGCAGUGCAGUAAAUGUAGCGGGCAGGUUGCAGCCACCCGUGCCACAGUGAGUGUCCAGGCCAUAUUCAACAGUGGCAGUGACUACAGUGUACCAUCCUUGUACUGCGGAAAAUGCCACUUUCCCUUUGUCGGCAUGCAUGUUGCUGGGGAGUGGUGGACAGUAGAGGAGCUCCUCACAUCCAGGGACUCCAGCAGACAGGGCUUUCAGAAGGUUGAGACCCUAGGGGAGCGUCUUGUCCUGUUUGUGCUGAACCGGAUAGUGUACCGGUGCUGUGACAUGGACAGCAUGACAGAUAGCCCCUUCCUCACCCACUCUGCACAGGAGACAGCCAAACUGCUGUGGGUGGACGGAAAAGCUGUCGGCUUCUACACAGUAAAGCUGAAAGGUACCUUAUGUCCCACUUUCCUGAACAAAGUGUAUGGACUGGACCUGAUUGACACCAUCUUUAUCAGGAAGUCACACCGUAACCGUGGUUAUGGUCUGCAGCUGUUGGAGGACAUUCUAGAGAGUCAUUCUGAGGGCAACGUCGGCUUCAGCUACCCCAUGUCUGACUCCAUGUACACAGUGUGCUACAAGUACCUGCUGAGCCAUGUGGAGGACAGGGACUACCUGUGGGAGUGUCUGGCACCAGGAGACGAGAUGCAGAGGGCCAACAUCUGGCUCCAGCUGCACGGGGAGAGGAGGGCCAUCGCCCAGGCAGUGGAGGCCAAGAUCAGCCUCACAACUCCGGUGAACGGUGACGUGGGCAGCAGUGAUGAGAACUCCAUGGAGGUGGAUCAAGAGGAGUCUGCUGAUGACUCUGUCUGCUCACCGGCUAACGGUGACGUCACUGAACAGGAACAACCUGAGGGGAGCCAGGAGGAGGAGGAUUCCACCAUGGAGGAAAAAGUAGACGAGGCCCAAGAAGAAGAAGAAGAUCAAGCAGGAGAGGAGGAGGAGGAGGAGGAAGUACCAGAGGCUACUGAAGAGGAGAUGGAGGAAGAAGAAGAGAUGGGGAGCCAGGAGGAGGAGGAGAAGGAGGAGGUACAAGUGAGUGCUGAUGAGGGACAGCAGGAGGAAGAGGAUGCUGAGGAACACCCCAAGGAAAUGCAGGAGGAGGACACUGCAGAUGAAGAAGCAGUAGUUUUAGAGGAGGCUACUAAAGAGGAGGAGUUGGAGGACAAAAUAACUGAGGAGGAUGCAGUCACAUCUGAGGGGGCAGAAGAAGAAGAAGUGGAAUUGGUUGAAGAGGAAAAUAUUGCAGAGGCACUCACUGAAGAAGAAGAGGAAAAGGAGGAACAAGAAGUUCCUUCUGAGGUUCUAGAGGAGAAUGCAGAUAAGAUGGACACCUCAGGAACUGAAGAUGUUGCUGCACAUGUUGAAGAUGAGACCAAGGAAGAUGCAAAUGCUGCUGAAAUAACAGAUGGAGAUGAGGAAAAACUGGAGGAUGUCGAAUCAGAGCCACUGCAAAAAGAAGAACCAGAGGAGCUCUGUGAGAAAGAACUGGAAACAGAAGCCAGCCCUGAAGGCAAUGAUGCAGUAGAGGAGGCUGGCAAAGAACCAGAACCAGAACCAGGCACAGCUUCCACUGCAGCAGAGGAAACUGAACACAAGGAUGAUGUUACUGAAGAGAGAUGUGAAACUACGGAGCCACAAACAGACGAUGCAGCCAUUGCUUCUACAGCUACAACUACGGGAGACGACACAGAACAGGAGACAGAGGCUACUGAACAGAGUUCAGAAGCAGGGGAAGAUGUCAUCACACAUGGAGAGACAGAAGCACCACCAGCAGAAGUGGAGCAAGAGCCUGUACAGUACAACGACACUGCAGUAGAGGCUGAUGAGACUCAUGCAGAAGAGGAGACUGAGGAGGAAACGUCACAGGAACCAGAAACAUCAGCAGCAGAUGGAAAUGUUCCAGACAUGUCAGGAGAAGCCAGCACGUCACAGGAAGGAACUCAAGUACAGGACCUUCUGACAGAACCUCUGAGCUGUAAGGAGAACGAGGCAUCGGGGAGUAAGGACCAGGACAGUGCAGACAGCUCUCAGGAGGACAUGGAGGAGGUCAAGCAGAAACGAGGCCGGGGAAGGCCCAGGAAGAACAAGGCCAAGGAAGAGGCAAAGGCACCUCCUCAAGAAACAGAAGAAGAUGAGAUGUUGGACAAGGAGAACACGACAGACGAGGAACUCUCCACCGGGAAGGACCAGGACACGGGAGACAGUUCUCAGGACGAGGAGACAGAGGAGCUGAAGAAACCACCCAGAAGAACCCCUCGGGCAGGGAGGGGCAGGAAGAGGAGAUCCAAGGUUAAGGAGGACGAGGAGAACAUGCCAAAUCCCAGGACCUCCAAGAGAAGAAAGGUUUAAUGGAUUUGCAAUUUCUGGACUUCACGCUGAGCCAAGAAUUCCAAGUCUCCAGUUUUCACUGUCAACUCCAUUCCCACCGAAGGACUCUUAAAUAACCCAACUGUAAACACGAGAUCAGGACAUGUGACUGGGCAGGCAUGUGUACAUGUACAUGUACUUGGAGCAUGUCAGCAGAACGUCCUGCGCAAAACCCAUAACGUAUUAUGCAUAGCACUUUCAAAUUGGUAGAACAUCUCAUAUGAGGUUAACACUCUGUCUGUAGUUUCCUGAUAUGU
Branchiostoma belcheri (Belcher's lancelet) is the source of this 2951-nucleotide messenger RNA. Its product is annotated as soluble lamin-associated protein of 75 kDa-like. The transcript has 14 exons. Bases 193 to 2676 code for a protein of 827 amino acids. Lineage: Eukaryota; Metazoa; Chordata; Leptocardii; Amphioxiformes; Branchiostomatidae. The record is from RefSeq and is a predicted model, not a curated record.